Pseudovirgaria hyperparasitica is the source of this 1036-nucleotide messenger RNA. RefSeq names its product putative RTA1 domain protein. Gene Ontology annotation, cellular component: membrane. The transcript has a single exon. The record is from RefSeq and is a predicted model, not a curated record. Lineage: Eukaryota; Fungi; Ascomycota; Dothideomycetes; Acrospermales; Acrospermaceae. The coding region runs from base 82 to 978 and encodes 298 amino acids.
ACGAUUUUUCGAGCUUCUUUUUAAACCAUUUCCCCUGAUCGUUCGGUCAAAGACCACGUUUAAAUUUAGUUUUUUUGCAUUAUGGCGGUUAUAACAUCCCCAAAUGGAUACAUCUUCUACCACUACAUCCCCACACAGCCCGGCGCAAUCGUCGUCGCCGUGUUAUUCGCCCUGGGCACACUGGCCGUACUCUACAGGAGCAUCACCACACGCACGGCCUUCGCAAUCCCAUUCAUCAUCGGCGGCCUUCGUGAGUCUCCCCUUUAUCCUCAACCCGCGCAGAUAUCGUCAGUCUCAUCUGACACACCCUUCGCAGUCGAAGUCCUCGGUUACAUUGCGCGCGCCCUCGCCAAAACCACUACAUCCACACCCCUCCCGCCUUUCAUAAUGCAGAACAUUCUCCUACUCAUCGCGCCUGCACUCUUCGCCGCAUCGAUAUACAUGACGCUCGGCCGCGUCAUACGCAGUGUACGCGGCGAGGCUUACUCACUGAUACGUCCGGCAUAUCUCACGCGUUUCUUUGUGCUUCUUGAUGUCGUGUCGUUCUUCGCGCAGGGUACAGGGGGCGGGUUUCAGGCGAGCAGGAACUUUAACAAGACGACUGCGGAGUACAUCAUACUUGGCGGUCUGGUGGUGCAGAUCUUGGGGUUCGGGCUAUUUGCGGUAACGGCGGGGAUCUGGCAUGUGAGGAUGAGGAAAGUCCGAACAGCUACAACAGGGGCGAGUGGCAGAUGGGUUGGAGUUAUGAAGAUGUUGUAUGUGGUUAGUGGUCUGAUUAUGGUGAGGUCGGUGUUUCGAGUUGUGGAGUACGUGAUGGGCACGGACGGAUAUUUGCUGCGGCAUGAGUGGCCGUUGUAUGUUUUCGACGCUGUGCUCAUGAUGGGAACGGUUGGUGUGUUUGCGUGGUGGUAUCCCGGUCGGCUGGAUGUGGCUUCUUCUGGCGAAGAGCAUAAAGCAGAUGUUGGAAAUGAUGCUUGAUAGCAGAAGGGUUGUAUUUGGAUGGCUUGACAGCUGCUUGGAUUCUAGAGGAUAGGUG